CUGUCACACGCCUGCAUACGCGUCUCCCCUGUGCAAGUCCAGAUACAACUCCUACGUCUCUUUCUCCCUCAUCAUGGAUCCGUCACAUCGCAUUGUCCCGGCAGCCGCCACCAAGACUGCGUCCAUUCAGGACACCGCCAACACCCUUGGCCUUCAUGAUACUCUCCGUUACGGCCCACGCAGUCUCGCUACAGAGACUAGGACACGCACUGAACUCCCAAGCAGGCUCUCAAAGUGGGAAGAGACCCAGGACAACGCCAAGCUCACCAUGCUUCGUAACGUGCACGGCCUGCAUGCGCCUGCUCGCCUGCUGAUGGAGCGUAACAUCGUCUCGCACAGCCCGCAUAUGCCAGCAUUGCCUCAGACGAACCUUCACCUUGACAUCCUCAUGGGUAGAGAUGAAACUCUAAGCCCAGGCGACUUCUUCAGUGGUAUGGAGAAUGGUCACUCGCUAGACAUCCACACCGACAUGGAAAGGAAACUUCGCAUGUAAACACCUGUACAAAUUGUCAUAUACUAAUACAACGCCAUCAUCACACAUAUAUUACAACAAAUGACC
Molecule: messenger RNA, 559 nt
Organism: Coniophora puteana RWD-64-598 SS2
Lineage: Eukaryota; Fungi; Basidiomycota; Agaricomycetes; Boletales; Coniophoraceae
Exons: 5
Coding region: 74-493 (139 amino acids)
Biological process (GO): proteasome assembly
Cellular component (GO): nucleus; cytoplasm
Source: RefSeq, a predicted model, not a curated record